Molecule: messenger RNA, 786 nt
Organism: Leptopilina boulardi
Lineage: Eukaryota; Metazoa; Arthropoda; Insecta; Hymenoptera; Figitidae
Exons: 4
Coding region: 61-576 (171 amino acids)
Source: RefSeq, a predicted model, not a curated record
CAUGUUGUUAGCUGCUACAAAAUAUAUUUAGUUUCAAAAUUAAAAUUAAACUUUACGAAAAUGUUAAAAGUACUUUUUACACUUUUUGCGUUAAUUGUUGUUUCAAAUGCUGGUUUACAACGAAAAAUCUCUUUUACUUCAGGACAUUUAUUUCAAGGAAGAAAUGUCAAUGGUGUAAUGGUAAAAAACAAUAAUUGCGAACAAGAAAUUAUAUGGGAAAAAAAUCAAGAUAAUUUAAAAGCCUAUUUCUCAAAGAUUUUCGAAGCAACCGGAAAAGUGGAAACAUUGGAAUUUGAAGAUUUAUGUGCUAAAACAAGAAAGUGGUCUUUAAAAGAGUCUGUUCAGAAUUUUACUCUAAAUACACUUGGAAAAGCUAAGAAAUGUCCAAUAAGGAAGGGCACAGUCAAAAUUAGGUAUCCAAUUAAUUUCUCAUAUGAAGAAGAAGAAAAUGAUAAGCAUUGUGGACCAUUUCUUGGAUUGGUACAUAUUGUUAAAAAGAAGCAAGAAAAUUCUAAAAUGACUCCUUUACUUGUUACAUAUUUGUAUAGAGGAAUUAUAACCGGUGAUGAGUGUUAAAAUCAUAUAUACAUAUAAUAUUAAUUAUAAUUUCACGUUAAAUUUAUUUCUUUUAAAUUCGGUUAAAUAUAUUUUUUUCGUUUUUUUUUUACAGAAACAGGGCACUUUUGAUAAUAGUAAAUAUUUUUAAAAAAUUUUUUUAAUUUAGUUUUUUUUACACUAAUUACAUUAGUUAUAACUUAAAAAAAAAUUAAUCAAUAAGUAUUUGAG